Aureobasidium melanogenum CBS 110374 is the source of this 333-nucleotide messenger RNA. Its product is annotated as histone-fold-containing protein. The transcript is spliced from 2 exons. Lineage: Eukaryota; Fungi; Ascomycota; Dothideomycetes; Dothideales; Saccotheciaceae. Gene Ontology annotation, molecular function: structural constituent of chromatin; protein heterodimerization activity; DNA binding. Gene Ontology annotation, cellular component: nucleosome. The annotation marks the transcript as partial. The record is from RefSeq and is a predicted model, not a curated record.
GGCGCAGUAAAACAAUCUCGUCGCUACAAACCCGGCACCGUCGCUCUACGCGAGAUCAGAAAGUACCAACGCAGUACCGAUUUGUUGAUUCUGAAAUUGCCAUUUGCCAGACUCGUCAGAGAAGUCUGUAUAUCCAUGGCACCAGCCGGCUCAGGCAUCUACCGCUGGCAAAGCCAAGCCAUCAUGGCACUACAAGAAGCCGCCGAAGCCUUUUUGGUGCACCUCUUCGAAGACACGAAUCUAUGCGCCAUCCACGCGAAACGAGUCACCAUUAUGCAAAAAGACAUUCAGCUAGCAAGGAGAAUCAGAGGUGCUUGGGGUGGUCUGGGUUAG